This is a messenger RNA of Sitophilus oryzae (rice weevil), 402 nucleotides long. RefSeq lists its product as uncharacterized. The transcript has 2 exons. NCBI's taxonomy places the organism in Eukaryota, Metazoa, Arthropoda, Insecta, Coleoptera, Curculionidae. The coding region runs from base 1 to 402 and encodes 133 amino acids. The record is from RefSeq and is a predicted model, not a curated record.
AUGGGAAUAGAGAUUGACAACCACUGUCUAUCGACCUUGUUCUUUGCAGACGACCAAGUUAUUGUUGCAGGUUGUGAGGAGGAUGCCGACUAUAUGUUGAGGAAACUUGAUGAAGAAUACGACAGAUGGGGACUCAAUAUCAACCUCACAAAAACCGAAUACCUGAAAGUAGGAGAAGAACAAACUGAAGAUCCUAAACUACACAUACAUGAAAUUAAAAGAUGUAGCGAAUAUAAAUAUUUAGGAAAUCCAGUUUUAACAUACGGUGCCGAAUGCUGGCAAUUUACAGCAAAAGAAAGAAGGAUGGUCGAGUCAGUGGAGAUGGACUUUCUCAGAAGAGCAUGUCGCAUAUCAAGGAUGGAACACAUUAGAAGUGAGGAGAUCAGGCAAAGAACAAGGUGA